Osmerus eperlanus (European smelt) is the source of this 5116-nucleotide messenger RNA. RefSeq names its product von Willebrand factor A domain containing 5B1 (gene vwa5b1). NCBI's taxonomy places the organism in Eukaryota, Metazoa, Chordata, Actinopteri, Osmeriformes, Osmeridae. The transcript has 21 exons. The record is from RefSeq and is a predicted model, not a curated record. Bases 15 to 3902 code for a protein of 1295 amino acids.
GUAAAACCAACAUCAUGCCAGGCCUGAUAAACAAGGGGAGACGGAAUGCUCUUCCUCUCAGUGUCUCCGACAUCACUUCCUGUGUCAGGGGGUACACCCUGGCCAUGACUGCCUCCUUGACCUACAACAACUUCGAGGACCAUUCUAUUGAAGGACUCUUCAUUUACCCUCUGGAAGAAUGCAGUACAGUUGUGGGCUUUGAAGCAAUGAUAUCCAGCCAAAUCAUAACAGUGCAAAUCAAAGACAAAGCCAAGAUUGAUGACUGUUACUUUGAUUGCUGCAGUGUAGCAAAUGAUGCCCUUCAGAGUGCAAGUGGACACAUCUUACUUGAUGAGGACCUGGAGAGGACCGUGCUGGUGGUGAACCUGGGGAUCAUCCCUCCACUGGAGACGGUCAACAUUCUGGUUAGCACAUCUUCUGAGCUGCCCACCCUGCCCCACGGGGGCAUCCGUGUCACCUCACCGCCAGUGUGUACUCCCCGGGUACAGAGGACCAUCAACGAGGAGCAGGGCCUCUCCCCAAACUUCACCAGAACGCGGGACAGACAGAACUGUCCCCUGGGUUCCCUAGACCAGACUCCUGGCUCCACACAACUGUGCAUGUCUUCUCUUCUUGAGGAGGAAGCCAUCAAUUCAAUAGACUACGAGUUUAACUUCCAGCUGGAGAUAAGGGCCCCUUAUCUCCUUGCAGGUGUGGAGAGCUCAUCUCAUGCCAUCCGGGCUGACGCUGACCCUCUGGCCCGCUCGGCCACCAGUGUGGUCAUCACCCUGGCAGACAAGUACACCUACGACUGCCCUGUGGAGAUCCUCAUCUAUCCUAGCGAGCCUCAUCUCCCUCACGUGCUGAUUGAGGAUGGAGACAUGACCCAGGAGGAGUAUGAUGAACACCUCAGGGGACGGAAUGACUACAUCAGGGCCACCAAGAAGGACUCCAGCAACGACAAGAAGGUUGAUAUUAUCCACAAACGUCUCCACAAGGACAUCCUCCACAACCCUGUGGUCAUGCUAAACUUCUGCCCUGACCUCAAGUCCAUGACCUCUGACCUGAGGAUGGUGCAUGGAGAGUUCAUCUUCCUGAUCGACCGCAGUGGGAGUAUGAGCGGGGUAAACAUCACCCGUGUGAAGGAUGCCAUGGUGGUGAUUCUGAAGAGCCUUGUGCCAGGCUGCCUCUUCAACAUUAUUGGCUUUGGCUCCACGUUCAAAAGCCUCUUCGCUACCAGCCAGAUCUAUGAUGAGGAGAGCCUGGCCAUGGCUUGUGAAUACAUCAAGAAGAUCAGAGCAGACAUGGGUGGCACAAACAUCCUGGCCCCGUUGAACUGGAUCCUGAGACAACCAAUGCACAGGGGACAUCCUCGCCUGCUAUUCCUGCUUACAGAUGGGGCUGUCAGCAACACAGGCAAGGUUAUUGAAUUGAUGCGGAGCCAUGCCCGAUAUGCCAGGUGCUAUACAUUCGGCAUCGGUCAGAGUGCCUGCAGGAGACUCGUGCUAGGACUAGCCACCGUUUCCAAAGGAACGGCAGAAUUCUUGGCAGAGGGAGAGAGACUGCAGCCCAAGAUGAUCAAGUCCCUGAAGAGGACCAUGUCUCCUGUGUUCAGUGACAUCACCAUCGAGUGGCUUUUCCCAGAAACCAAAGAGGUGUUGCUCUCCCCAGUCAGCAGCAGCUUCCUGUUUCCUGGGGAUCGCCUGAUUGGCUAUAGCGUGGUCUGUGACACCACUCGUUACCACUCCAAUCCCAAGUCUGAUAAGAGGAGGCGGUACAGUAUGAUGCGUUCCAAUGAGUCAGCCAGCUCUGUGUUCUACCACUCUCAAGAGGAGGACCCCGGGAGGCCUGGGGCUGAUGCUUUGGGGCCACAGAGAGACCCGCAAUCAGGACCCCUGUAUGACACCUACCAGGACUCUGUGUCUGAAAGCAGCCCAGUCACCACAGAACCAGACCCCCUUGUAGGGAUAGACAUUAAAACAUCACCUAGGAGACGGGCCUAUAGCACCAACCAGAUUAUGGACUACAACCCGGGGAAGAAGGUCUACACCCCCAGUGACCCCAGCUCUGUGGUGGGGAAGAACCCUCUGAGGAGGGCUAAAAUCCAAGAGCUGAUUGGCCAGACCAGCCCAGACCAUGGCGCCCAAUGGAAGAACGACUAUCAGCCACAGCUGGCGAGCCUGUGUGCCACAGCCUCCAGGGGGCGCUCUGCUAGCUGCCACAGGCCCUCCCCCCAGCAGGAAGGCCCCUCCCAAGAGGAAGACCCAGAGGUGUGCCAGCCCAGCAGCAUGAGCAGCCAGCAGGCAGCAGGCCGGAGCCACCGUGGGGCCGGGGAGGACAGCUCCAGGUCCUCCACCGACAGCCCCUCUAUCGGCAGCACAGGAGACGCAGAGGGCUACUCCCACCAGAUGUGUGAGGUGGAAGCCCCCCAGGACCCCAGUGCCCCUGACCUCAACUACACCAGUCAGGGGAGUGGCGACUGCAAGGCCAUUGUGUCUGGUCUGCUGGGUGGCAAACCGGUGAAGUGGGAAGUGGUGUUUGACAUUGAGCCCUACCUGAAAGGCCGGGAGCGAGAGGAGAAGGUCCACGAGGAGCUGUGGAACGAAACCUUCCACCACCUGGCCGGAUGCUCCAUCAUCCAGGACUUUGAGCGCAUGGCAGACAGAGAGUGUGAGAUAGAACACGGAUCAAGCAGGAGGUACCAGCUGUAUGCUAUUCACACCAGCAAGGCCUGCAAUAUACUGAGCAAAUAUACUGCUUUCAUUCCAAUUGAUCUGGACACCAAUGAGUACUUGCAGACAUCUAUCGAAUAUGUAAACCCUGGAGAGGGUCUCAAGAGAGGCUCUCACUCCAACUCCCGAUCAGGCAGCAGGAAGAACCGGGGUUACUCCAUUGGGCUGGGCCGCUCGCAGUCUGGCGCCAUGUCAGAGGAGACAGAUGAAGCGUUGCUACCCAACAAUGCUGAGGACGGUGUCUCUCCAUGCAGCACCCCCUCAUCUUCUGGCUGGGAGAGGUGCAGCUUCACCGAAGCCACUCAAAGGAGCCCAUCGGUGACCUCCGACCAAUCACAGAAGUCCGUGGAGAGUCUCUUUUCUGCCAGAUUGACUCUCAGCAGGACACGACUGCUUACCCGGGCAGCCAGGGGCUUCAUGUGUCGAACACACAGCAAGACCAAUGACUCAGUGGGAGAGAGUGACAACGAGAACAAAGACUACAUUCCUCUGGUGUCCUUGCAGCUUGCAUGUGGGGCAUUUGCCCUUGACAGCGUCUUGUGUGAGACCAUUACCGUGCCCAUGGACAAGCUCAAGUGGACGUCCCCCUUCACCAGCCACAGAGUGAGCCUGGGCCACAUGUCCCACUCUGGUAGCCGUCGUCCAGACGGUGUCGAGAACACUCGCAGGUCCACCUCUCCAUGUGAGCCAGAGGCAGCCAGCCUCCCCCAGCAACACCAGCAGCUGGGGGACCUAGGGGCCAGCACCCCCAGUCCCUCUCACCUCCACCUGGCUGGCAGUCCCAGGAAGGAGGGGGUGCCCUUCUUUCUGGCCAGCCCCGCCACCUCCACUGAACCCCUCCUCUCCCCUCACUCCCUCACAGACAGCGGGCUAGGUUCUGAGUUGGAGAACCAGGAGACGUCCCCAGCAGUGCCUCCUGGUGGCACACAGAGGAGGCUGCUGGACCAGGAGAGCAUGGUGUGGGCUACAGCUGUGGCCCUGGCCUGGCUGGAGCACAGCUCGGCAAGUUACUUCAUAGAAUGGGAGCUGAUUGCAGCCAAGGCCAGCAUGUGGCUCAGUGCCCAGAGCAUCCCAGAGGGCCGGGACUUAGCCUCCGUCAAGGCUGCCGCCAACCAGCUCUUUAUAAUACUCAGACACUGGGACGAGAACCUGCAGCUCAACAUGCUCUGCUACAACCCCAACAGUGUCUGACAGGGAGGAAGCUGUAAAGGACACUCAUUAUCAACUAUACUAUGCUACUACUGACUACUGUUACGUUGUUUGCCUUUUGGAGUUUUUGGAGUAUGUUGUCGGUGCAGUUGUGAGAAUUGCGUGACUAGGCUUUAUUCUGUUGUGUGUGAUAACUUGUAUACAUAUCAUAAGCUUCUCCGAGGCAAAAGUUAUUUACAGAGACGGUGCCAGAUAAUUAGUUAAAGAGCAAGAGAAGAUGAAAUUCAGGACAGAGAAAAUCAAUUGUGUUAGAGACAGUGCAGUGCCCUGAAAUGUUGAUAUUGACUGUAGUUAUCUGAGAAAGAAAAAACAUGUUUUCAUCAUAUUGAUGUCAGAGAGAAUCUGUCAAAACUAUUUAAAGACAGUUGUGUUCAGCUAUCUGUAUUGUAUAUAUAGUGCUGCAGUCAUCUCAAUGAUCAUAUAAAAUGUAGAGAGUUUGACACGUUCAUGUUUGAUCAGGUGGUUCACUGAGAGACCACUCCUUGCAUUUUGUACUCAUCAGCCAAAAGUGCCUAACAAUGGUUCAAUUUCAACUCUAAGUUUGAGAAUACUUACAGGUUGGAUGUACUUACAUGGAUACAUGACAAUUCUGUUUCUUUCUUGUAAUUUACAUCUGUAAAAAUAUGUGAUAUUUGAUCAUGUUUUCAUUGUAAUGCCUAUAAUCAUGCAGACCCUGUAUUAAGUCCUGUCUGUGGCUUUCUUGACUUGAUAUAUUGACUUGAAUAUUGCUAAUUGAAUGGAAGAGAUGUGUAUCCCUGUUAUGUCCUUCCCUGUCAUAUCUAUUUUGAGUGUGUUUCAGUAUUCCUUACUUGCUUUGUACUUCUAAGUGUUGUUGUUUUACUCAGGUAUUAUUUUACCCGGGCUGGAUUUCAGCCAUCCACCUGCAUGGAGUAGCAUGUUUAUGUUUAAAGUAUUAAACCUGUGUUCCCGCAUUUGGAACGUACUGUAUUUUGCGGCAGUGGUCUGUCUAAAAAGAGAUGUGUCAUACUUGAGAUGUCACCAACAAGCUUUUAGUGAAUGUGGCAACUGGCUUUUAUUGUGAGAAGGUGUGUUUCCACAUUUUGAGGUAAAUUGUAUCUCUCAAGUUGCUGUGUACUUUGAAAAGGUUUUUUGACUGUUUGAGGGUUUGAAAGCCCCUUGUGUCGGUUUAUAUGUCAAUGCUAUGACCUGCAUGUCAUAAAAACAACUUUCCAGUA